AUGUCGUCUCAGAUCCAGAGUUUCGACGUGGCGUUCAGUGGGAGCACCAAAGCCACCUCGGCAGGAGCCUCUGGCUCUGGCACCACUCAUCCUGCCUGGCUCAUUGGCAUCGGGGCACAGUUCGCAGGCCACUCAAGUGGGCUUACCGGCGAGCAACGCCGAAUCAUUAAUGAGAAGUGA
This is a messenger RNA of Diaporthe citri, 180 nucleotides long. RefSeq lists its product as uncharacterized. Lineage: Eukaryota; Fungi; Ascomycota; Sordariomycetes; Diaporthales; Diaporthaceae. Bases 1 to 180 code for a protein of 59 amino acids. The transcript has 2 exons. The record is from RefSeq and is a predicted model, not a curated record.